Molecule: messenger RNA, 1933 nt
Organism: Papaver somniferum (opium poppy)
Lineage: Eukaryota; Viridiplantae; Streptophyta; Magnoliopsida; Ranunculales; Papaveraceae
Product: ankyrin-3-like
Exons: 13
Coding region: 81-1451 (456 amino acids)
Molecular function (GO): protein binding
Source: RefSeq, a predicted model, not a curated record
GAAAAUAUCCCCAAUAAAACCCCUCUAAAGCCACUCUCAUUUCCCUUCUCAUCUCUGAUACUCGAAAGACACCUCUUGAGAUGAGAACCCUAGAAAUGGAGAGCUUUAGAUCUCAAGAAACGAUGUUUUUACAAGCUAUGGAUAGAUUUGUGGACGAUCGGGAAUAUUCACCAAAAUCAAGCUCACCACAUUUUGCGUUUUUUAAUGCUGCUUACACUAAUAAAAUCCAUAACUUCAAGUAUCAUGCUAAAUGUGAAGAGAUUGGAGUAGCAACUACGAUUGGAAAGAUGAGAGAUGAAGAUGAAAGAGGAUGUCUUCAUUUUGCUGCUGCAGGAGGAAGUUUAGAAGUUUGCAAAUAUUUGAUUGAGACGUUGAAACUUGAUGUGGAUCCCAAAGAUGAACAUGGUCACACACCCUUGUAUCAUGCAGCUAUAAAAGGACGUUUGAAAACGGUUCGAUAUCUUCUUGAAAUGGGUGCCAAUGCUGAUGCAGCAACUGAUACGAAUUACACGCCUUUACACUGUGCUGCAAAGAUAGGUAAUACAAAGAUAAUGACCUUGUUACUUUCAAGGGGUGCACGCGUUGAUGUUGCAAGUAGGACUGGCACUGCCCUUCAAAGGGCUGCUAGUUGUGGUCAUCGAGGUGCCGUUAGAGUGUUGUUGGAUCACAGUGCAAAUCCCAAUGUUGUUACCUCUCAGGGUAUGCUUAGACCACUAAUGUCGGCGAUUCUUGGCAAGUCAUGGGAAACUAUGGAACUUCUACUACAGGCAGGCGCUGACCCAAAUGCUGUAUCAUGUGGAAGUUCACCUUUGAUAUUUGCAGCAAGGGAUGGACGCGUAGAUGAUAUCAAGCGCUUACUGGAAGCUGGUGCAGAUCCAAAUUAUACAAUGAAUGCAGGGCUGACAGCAUUAGAAAUUGCCGCUAUUGAGUGCAACCAUCCAAUUGUUCGGGUUCUUUUUCCUGUGACAUCUCGCAUUCCAACUUAUCCUGAUUGGAGCAUUGGUGGACUAAUGAAGGAUGUAAAUUCUGCUGCAAACAAAACGCAGAGGGUAGUCCAUGCCGAGGAGAAAUUCCAUCAGGCAAAAUCGAAAGGAAGAGAUGCAUUCCAGGGAGAACAGUAUCUUAUGGCAGCUCAUUGGUUUCAAGAGGCCUUGGCUAUUUCUCCAAAAGAUGCAGCUGUAUUAUCCAACUUGAGUGCCUGUUAUGCAUGUCUGGAUGAUGGAAUAGAAGCGCUUGACUAUGCCACUAAAUGCAUGUAUGAAAGGCCUGAAUGGCCUAAGGCUCACUAUAGGAUGGGUGUCGCACACAGUAUACUGAAAAGGUACAAUGAUGCAUCACUUGCCUUCAAGAAGGGUGUGAUGCUCGACCCGGAAAACAAAGAGCUUCAAGAUGCGUACAUGGAAGCUAUCAUGGCUAGAGUGACCUAUCUCAAAAGUGUAAAAGAUAACUGAAAAAUGUGGAGAUGAAAGCAUUAAAAUGAUGAGAAGUAAUUCACAUGGGAACAAAUUCUGUAAAUGAAGUAUUCUAGAAGACAUUAGUUGGUAGCUGAAGUAUACUGCUAGUUUAUGAAGGAUGGUAAAAGUUUAAUCAAACUAACCCAAAUAUGAUCUGACGAGUUUCAUCUUUUGAAUUUUAUUUUUGUGAAUUCCUAGGUUUGUGAUUUGGGUGCCACUUACCACUGAGGAGUGACAUGUUGGACAGUAUGUGGUUUAUGAAUUCUUUUAAUCCUUACGAAGGUUAAAACUUUUGAUGUGCAAGUUUAGUUGGUACCACCGUACCACGUAUCAGUUUGCCUUUCCCCGCGAUACUGACUGCAGCUUCCAUUGGGUUUUCUUUUUAGCCAGGAAAGUAAGUACCGGAAAUUUGUAUUACCCUAAGAAUGAGAAACCUAGAUGAUGAUGAUGAUGAAUUGAAACUUAGGUUAUUUCCUUUU